Molecule: messenger RNA, 2114 nt
Organism: Coffea eugenioides
Lineage: Eukaryota; Viridiplantae; Streptophyta; Magnoliopsida; Gentianales; Rubiaceae
Product: probable receptor-like protein kinase At1g11050
Exons: 1
Coding region: 108-2060 (650 amino acids)
Biological process (GO): protein phosphorylation
Molecular function (GO): protein kinase activity; ATP binding
Source: RefSeq, a predicted model, not a curated record
ACACAAGCAAUUUGGUAUAAAACAACUCUCCAUCUUCUCUAUUCUAGAAAGGGGUUACCAGUUUCCUCUUCUUUCUAAUACUCCAUAUGAUGUAGUUUUAGGUAAAGAUGAUGCUUCAUAUUGUGAUCAUAGUUUCAGUGUCAAUAAAUCUCAUUGUUGACACAAAUCUAGUCUCAGUCUCAGGUUCCUGUCCCAUAAACCUGAGUUAUGUUCUAACUGUACCCUGGGAUUCAUCUGCCUGCCAGAAUCACCGGCAGAACACCAAAACAAAUGGUCAUGAGACUCGUGACGGCAGCAGUUCUGCUUCUAGCAUAUGCUGCCAGACGCUAACCAGCCUCUACGGCAUUGGCCUUGCUCAAAACCUGAAACAGACCAAUCAUUUCAGACUUCCAGACCUUAACACUUCCAUUUCUUGUUUAUCGGAUUUCCAAUCGAAGCUCGAUUCCCUCUCCUUACCAUCCCAUCUGACAUCAAUGUGUUUUGAACCUGUGCAUUUUGUAAAGGGUACUAAUCUGUGUGCCAAUAUCCAUACCAAGCAAGACUGGCUGGAUGUGGUCGGCCCGUCUACCUCCCUGGACCCUGCCUGCUGGCCAGACGUAUCUGAUCUGACUUUCUGUGAUGCCUGUGUGCAAGCUGGUUUUAAGGUUCAUUCUCAACUGCUGGCCGUUGACCGCAAUAGUUCUCAUGCCAGAGGUUGCUUUUACUACACCGUUCUAUAUGCUGCAGGUAUCGUGAAUCAGUUAGGCCCCGAGAGCUUAGGUGCAGUCUCGUGUAUCUUUGGACUGCCCAUGUCCUCGAAUAGGAGAUCUGAUUCUAACAGUAUGGGGAAAUUAGCUCUCGUUUCUGGGGCUGCUGCAGCUGGUUCUACUAUUGCUGUCAUUUGUAUUUUAGUGGUUUUUUACACUUUCUGGAAAAGUAGGAGAAAAAGGAAGAGAUAUCCAGAAGACGAAAAGGCUUUGGAGGCUGACCAUGAUGUUGAUGAUGAUGAUGAUGAUGAUGAUGGCUCAUGGCGAAAUUGGAGCCCUAUGGCUGGAUCUUUAUGGUUCAAGAUUAAAGAACUUGAGGAGGCAACUGAUUAUUUCUCGCCGAAGAACUUCAUUGGGAGAGGUCAAUUUGGAAUUGUGUACAAGGGAAUUUUGAGGGAUGGAACUGUGGUUGCUGUCAAGAAAAUCACCGACCCCGAAUUUGAAGGGGAUGCUGAGUUUUUAAAUGAAGUUGAAAUCAUCGGCAAUUUGAGGCAUCGAAAUCUAGUGUCACUAAGAGGAUGUUGCGUCUCAAAAAGAAAUCAGAGCCAUAGAUACUUGGUUUAUGAUUAUAUGCCGAAUGGAAAUCUAAACGAUCAUUUGUUCUCUUCUCGAGAGCGUCAUAAAAGGAUUCGCAGAAAGCCCUUAACUUGGCCUCAGAGGAAGAACAUAAUCUUGGAUGUUGCCAAGGCUCUAGCUUAUCUUCAUUAUGGGGUAAAGCCCUCGAUUUAUCACAGAGAUAUCAAGGCCACAAACAUAUUAUUAGAUGCACAUAUGAGAGCACGAGUUGCAGAUUUUGGGCUAGCAAGACAAGGUAGAGACAGUGGAUCUCAUCUUACAACCAGAGUGGCAGGAACUCAUGGAUAUCUAGCUCCUGAAUACGCACUUUACGGGCAAUUGACUGAUAAGAGUGAUGUUUAUAGCUUUGGAAUCGUGGUUCUGGAAAUCAUGACCGGGAAAAAAGCUCUGGACCUGUCAUCCUCUGCUGAUUCUCGCGACAUAUUCUUUAUCGCAGAUUGGGUUUGGUCACUUGUUAAAGUUGGGAAGAUGGAGGAAGUUCUUGAUCCUUCACUGCUGAGAAAUGCAGAGUCAACAAGCAGAAAUCCUAUGGGGGUAAUGGAGAGAUUUUUGAUGGUGGGAAUUCUGUGUUCUCAUCUCAUGGUGGCUUUAAGGCCUAACAUUUUGGAUGCCCUGAAAAUGCUUGAAGGAGACAUUGAGGUCCCUGCAGUAUCAGAUAGGCCAAGUUAUACUGAUAGAAGUACCUUAUACUCUGUAUAUACAUCCGGUAGGCAUCAGAUAAAACAAUCUGUUUCAUAGCUCAUAUUUGGUAGUUUACUUUUUUUAAUAUACAUUAAAGAAAGCAGUUUCAAU